AUGCGUUAUACUUCAGUUGUAUGGCCAGCACGAGAAGAUCUUACCUUAUCAUAUGCACCUUGGUGUAAGAAACGUUAUCCUCUAUCAUUUAGAGGAUUGCAUGAAGAAAUGAUCGAUUUAUACGAGUGGCUAAGACCAUCGCCUUUAGAGAUAGCACUUCGUUUUCGAGUAUUUGAACGAGUACGUUGUAUUCUUCAGCAGAUCUGGCCAUUAGCACGAAUCGACUUUUUCGGAAGUUUAUAUACUGGUUUAUUCCUACCGAGCUCUGAUAUUGAUGUUGUGGUUGAGGUGGAAACAAACUGUGAAAAUCCUCUUAGUAGAACGGCCGAAGUCUUGAGGUUAUCUUGUAUAGCGGAUUCCAUACAAGUCCUUGACAAGGCUUUUGUGCCUAUUGUUAAAUUGGUUGAUAGGGAUACAAAAAUCUCCUUUGAUAUAUCAUUCAAUACUCCAAGUGGUGUUAUGGCCGCAGGCUUUAUUCAACAAAUGAAAAGGCGCUAUCCAUGUCUUGAACCACUUGCUUUAAUUUUGAAACAGUUCCUUACUCAAAGGCAGUUAAAUCUAGUUUUCACUGGCGGUCUCUCUUCAUAUGGCCUUAUAUUGAUGUUAAUUAGCUUUUUUCAGCGAACGUUGAACGAAGUUAAUCUCGGCGAAAUUUUUUUAAGCUUUUUGCAAUUGUAUAGCUUAGAUUUCAACUAUAUGAAUACUGCUUUACGUAUUCGAGAUGGUGGUGCUUAUAUACCUAAAGAACAAAUGCUAGCUCAAAUGAAUAGACCAUCGAAUUCGAAUCUUUGCAUUGAAGAUCCACUUCAGCCUGAGAACGAUGUUGGUCGUUGUUCGUGGAAUAUAGUUUCAGUACGUCAAGAAUUUGAACAAGCAUUCAAGAAACUUUGUGCGGUAUUCAUGCAACCUCGAGAAUACUCAUCUGUUUGGCGUUCACAUUACAAUGGUUCAUUACUUUCGCAUAUUUUGAGUAUUCCGCCAAAAUACACUCGUUAUCGAAAUUGGCUUCGUGGUCGUGUUAUUCUUGAUGGACAAUUUUCUUCACCACCAUCUUUGUCCAGGUCUUCUUCACCAGAUUUAUUAUCUCCUUUGAAUGAUGAUACUUCGUUGAUCUAUACUCCUGUCGAUUUCUAA
Messenger RNA from Dracunculus medinensis (Guinea worm), 1134 nucleotides. NCBI's taxonomy places the organism in Eukaryota, Metazoa, Nematoda, Chromadorea, Rhabditida, Dracunculidae. The record is from the annotation of a GenBank genome assembly.